UAGGACAUCUCGUUUACGAAUAUCUCAAAGACGCUCGCCAGCCAACGCUUUUUAUUUCGAUCCUCAAACGAUUUAGAAUAGCCACACCAGUGUUCUCUCUUUCUGCUCUGCAACCACUCUUUUUAUCUUGCACAGUCUUUGAGCCCUCUUUCCAGAGUUUACCCUCUCCACCCAAUAAGCCAUGAAGUCGACAUCAAGCUCGGUCUCAAAGAAGAAGAUGCAGGGCUACGUUGGAUUCUCCAACUUCCCGAACCAGGUCCAUCGGCGGUCGGUGAAGCGCGGGUUCAACUUCACGCUGAUGGUUGUCGGCGAGGCCGGAAUCGGCAAGUCGACGCUGAUCAACACCCUGUUUGACACCAAGAUCUUCCCUGACCGUGAGGAGGUACCACCAAACGCCGAGCCGAUCAAGGGCGUCGAUGUGACAUCCAUGAGCGCAGAUAUCCAGGAGAAUGGCGUGAAGCUGAAGCUGACAGUUGUGGACACGCCCGGGUUCGGCGACUCGAUUAACAACGAGGACGCAUGGCAGCCGAUCCUGGAGAACAUCGAGUCGCGGUUUGACGCGUACUUGGCGCAGGAGAACCGCGUGAAUCGCAGCAAGAUCAGCGACAACCGCAUCGACGCAGUCAUCUACUUUAUCAAGCCGACUGGCCACAGCCUGCGCGCCAUCGACAUCGAGUUCAUGAAGCGCCUGCACACCAAGGUCAACCUGAUCCCGAUCAUUGCCAAGGCCGACACGCUGACAGCGCGCGAGCUGGACCUGUUCAAGGCCCGGAUUCUGGCCGAUAUCAACUACCACGGCAUCCAGAUCUUCAAGCCCGUGUCCGAUGAGUUUGACGAUCCCGAGACCGUUGCUGACAACCGCGAGAUCCUCAGCAAGAUCCCGUUCGCUGUCAUUGGCAGCGAGAAGUUUGUCGAGCGCCCCGACGGCACGUCAGUUCGCGGGCGCCGCUACCCGUGGGGCAUCAUCGAGGUUGAGAACGAAGAUCACAACGACUUCAUCAAGCUGCGCCAGAUGCUGCUGCGCUCGCACAUGGAGGAGCUCAAGGACACGACCGACAUGGUUCUGUACGAGAACUACCGCACGCAGAAGCUGCUGACAAUGGGCCACGUACAGGACAACAAUGUGUUCCGCGAGUUCAACCCAGUUAUGCAGCAGGAGGAGGAGAGGCGCGCGCACGAGGCCAAGAUGCAGAAGAUGGAGGCCGAGAUGACAGCUGUGUUCCAGCAGAAGGUGCAGGAGAAGGAGGCCAAGCUGAAGCAGUCCGAGGAGGAGCUCUAUGCCCGCCACAAGGAGAUGAAGACUGUGCUCGAGAAACAGCGGGCCGAUCUGGACGAGAAGAAAAAGCGCGCCGAGGUUGCCAUGCGCCCUGUAACCCCGCUCGAGCAGCACCCGACGAAGGGCAAAAAGAAGAACAUCUUUGGUGGGUUCUAAGUGAAUCCAGCAAGAGCCCCUUCCCCCCACCCCACCAAGAAUCUCAUUUCCACUCCACUCAACCUACUUCUCAUGGCAAGCUACUUUACCGUCCCCC
Messenger RNA from Linderina pennispora, 1529 nucleotides. RefSeq names its product Septin. The record is from RefSeq and is a predicted model, not a curated record. Gene Ontology annotation, cellular component: microtubule cytoskeleton; cell division site; cytosol. Lineage: Eukaryota; Fungi; Kickxellomycota; Kickxellomycetes; Kickxellales; Kickxellaceae. Gene Ontology annotation, molecular function: GTPase activity; molecular adaptor activity; GTP binding. The transcript is spliced from 2 exons. The coding region runs from base 182 to 1432 and encodes 416 amino acids. Gene Ontology annotation, biological process: cytoskeleton-dependent cytokinesis.